Molecule: messenger RNA, 2578 nt
Organism: Nymphaea colorata (pocket water lily)
Lineage: Eukaryota; Viridiplantae; Streptophyta; Magnoliopsida; Nymphaeales; Nymphaeaceae
Product: ABC transporter G family member 14-like
Exons: 5
Coding region: 190-2277 (695 amino acids)
Cellular component (GO): membrane
Molecular function (GO): ATP hydrolysis activity; ATP binding; ABC-type transporter activity
Source: RefSeq, a predicted model, not a curated record
AAUAGGACACUUUCAUCCCCACACCAACAUCUCCACACAUUCCGCGCACACAGCCCUCUUGGCAAUGGGUUGGGCUCCUUCUCUAUUCAAUGCCAUGCUGUGAUCUCACUCACCAAAGCCAGGACACUCCCCACAUCUCUCUCUCUCUCUCCAAUCACAAAAAAGAGGAAAGGCCAGAGCAUAAUAAAGAUGGCGCCAUCUAUCGAGCACUCAUCGAACCAGGAGAUGGCACCGAGGCUGCUUCCCCUUCCCCCCAUCAUUGACGACUCCUCCGAUGCCAAGGAAACAGCGAAGCCCACAGUUGAUCCUCCCUCUUCCGUUCUGCACCUCAAUGUCUUCGCCAUAACUCUCAAGUUUGAGGAGGUGUCGUUCAGAGUGAAAGUGGGACCAAAGGGAAGUAAGUCCUGCUUGGGGGUACCAUACUUAGGCAGCGGCGGCGGCGGUGCUGGUAGGAAGGAGAAGACGAUACUUAGUGGGAUAAGCGGUAUGGUGUACCCCGGAGAGAUCCUUGCGAUGUUGGGGCCAUCGGGCAGCGGAAAAACGACGCUUCUGACGGCGCUAGGCGGUCGACUAGCCGGAAAGCUCUCCGGCAAGAUCACAUACAACGGCCGGCCCUUCACGGGGUCGAUCAAGCGCAGCAUCGGCUUCGUGGCGCAGAACGACGUGCUGUAUCCGCACCUGACGGUCAUGGAGACGCUGGUGUUCGCGGCGCUGCUGCGGCUGCCGGGCUCGCUGAGCUUGGCCACCAAGUUGGAGCACGCGGAGUCGGUGUUGACGGAGCUGGGGCUCACCAAAUGCAGGGACAGCAUAGUGGGAGGGGCGCUGGUGCGGGGGAUAUCAGGAGGGGAGAAGAAGAGGGUGAGCAUCGGCCAGGAGAUGCUGGUCAACCCGAGCCUCCUGCUGCUGGACGAGCCCACGUCCGGCCUCGACUCGACCACGGCUCAGCGCAUCCUGACCACGGUCAAGGGGCUGGCCAGGGUAGGCCGAACCAUCGUCACCACCAUCCACCAGCCAUCCAGUCGGCUCUACCACAUGUUCGACAAGGUGAUCCUCCUGUCGGAGGGCUGCCCGAUCUACCAUGGACAGGCCUCCGCCGCCCUUGACUACUUCGCCUCCAUCGGCUUCGCCACCUCAGUCACCAUGAACCCUGCCGAUUUCCUCCUUGAUCUUGCCAACGGGAUAGCACCGGAGGGGAGGAAGAGCGGCGGAGGUGGUGGUGAUUCGGCGGAGCAAGGCGGAGAUAGGCAGCAAGGCGGAGAUAGGCAGCAAGCCGGGGCCGAGACCGAUCGGAAAUCGGUUAAGGAGGAAAUGAAGGAAGCCUAUAUUAAGCACAUAUCCGAAAAGCUGAAGUCCGAGAUUAGCCGAUCCGACGUCUGCUGUGGCUAUGGCUCUACCUAUGGCUCCUCUGCUUCAGCCAGAGAGCCGUCUAGAAGCAACAGAGGAAAAAGGCCAGAGGACCAGUGGUGCACAAGCUGGUGGCAGCAGUUUACCGUUCUGCUGCGGAGAGGGUUGAAAGAGAGAAGACAUGAAUCGUUCUCCAAUCUCAGGAUUUUCCAAGUCAUCUCAGUUGCAACACUGGCUGGCCUCCUGUGGUGGCAUUCAGACCCCUCCCAUCUUCAAGACAGGGUUGCGCUGAUGUUCUUCUACUCCAUAUUCUGGGGCUUCUUCCCACUGUAUAAUGCAGUUUUCACCUUCCCACAAGAACGUGCUAUGCUGAUAAAGGAAAGGUCCUCCGGCAUGUAUCGCUUGUCAUCUUACUUUUUAGCUAGAACUGCUGGGGAUCUGCCAAUGGAGCUUGCACUUCCAACAGCCUUUGUCACCAUCACAUACUGGAUGGGUGGCCUGAAGGCUAACCCUGCUACUUUCAUUCUCUCCCUGCUUGUUGUGCUCCUCAAUGUGCUGGUAUCACAGAGCCUUGGCCUCGCACUUGGUGCAUGUCUAAUGGAGAUCAAGCAGGCCACGACCUUGGCCUCUGUGACCACACUUGUCUUCCUGCUGGCGGGUGGAUACUACAUCCAAAAGAUUCCUCCCUUCAUCAUUUGGUUGAAGUAUUUGAGCUUCAGUUAUUACAGCUACAAGCUCCUGCUCGGUGUCCAGUUCAAUGAGGGAGAUACAUAUAAAUGCUGGCCUGGUGGUUUAUGCCGUGUCAUCGACUUCCCUGCCAUCAAGUCUGUCGGGCUCACACACAAUGAGCUGGAUGUCAGCGCUAUGCUGUUAAUGAUGGUCGGCUACCGCUUAAUCGCAUAUGCAGCAUUGCGCAAGGUUCAGCCAAAGUAACCUAGCUGGGCCUGCACAUGCGAUGAAUAACCAUAAUUUUGAAGGUGUUGACCAAGACCUUUUCAGCCUUGGUGCCCUGUUCCUUGUCUCCUUUUUCUGGGCUCUGGCUUCAUGGAUGAGCAAAAAGCCCCUGGUCUACAAGGCAUAACUACAAGAAAGAAAGUUCCUUUUCCAGUUACCUCUUUCCUUGUUUUCAGAAAGAUCAAGAUUCUGUCAUGACUAAGCAAUUACUGUAAGAGCAGAUAUCGGCUUCCACCAUAAGAACAAGAUGAAUAAAUAGAGCAUCCAUAGACUUUCUUUA